This is a messenger RNA of Chaetomium strumarium, 1157 nucleotides long. RefSeq lists its product as uncharacterized. Bases 41 to 1144 code for a protein of 367 amino acids. The transcript has 2 exons. NCBI's taxonomy places the organism in Eukaryota, Fungi, Ascomycota, Sordariomycetes, Sordariales, Chaetomiaceae. The record is from RefSeq and is a predicted model, not a curated record.
UGAGCCGAAGUCAUUAUGUAUCUAACAGGCACCAAGGGAAAUGGAGUCUUACGCUCCAGAAGAAGACACCCAGAUGACUGGCCCUGGUGAUGAGAAGCAAAUCCGAAACGCCGAGACGACCUUUGAGGAACCAGAGCACGGCCGGCAGACGCAGAAGGCCCAGAGAAAGAGCCAGCUGAAGAAACAAAUCAUUCUCGAAUCGGUGCGCAAAAUGGAAGGGCGGCAUCUGGACAAGGCUAUUGCCAUCAUGGAGAAAGAAAUCCGCCGGACGAAGAAAGCUGCCGAGAAGUUGGAAGAGCUUGACGGGAAGCGUGUGGCUGAGCCGGCCGUCACGACCGCCGCUGAAUCGCGCCCGUUUGACGUGGAGGAGAGCAAGCGGAUGAGCGAGAAGGAUCACGGACGCCGUGUCACAGACUCCAAGGACGAUGCCGAGUCGAACGAUCCGACGCUGGGCGAGCUGUGCGGCCUGCUGGGCCUCCCGGACUCCGAAAUCUCGCCCGGCCGCGGCGCAUGCAAGAUCGGCUACCCCCUGCAUCCCAAAACGCGCGUGGCUACGCUGGGCACGCUGGGGCUGGCGUCGCGCCCCCGCUAUGUGUAUCGCGUCGUGCACAAUGCCAUGCCCUUCAGGGGGCACAAGGCCCGCGGUUACGGGCGGGUGGUGGCCGAUCCGCUGAUCUUUCAGCUCUAUCUGCAGAAGCAUCUGUUUUGGGCGAGCCGGUGGCAGAGCCCGUUCCUGUCGGUCGCCACCACGAUGGAGAAGGUGCUGGAGUUCACGGGCAUCUUUUGGUAUCAGGGCCAUUACGGCAUCAAGAUCUACACGAUCGACACCCAUCUGGAUGCGCGGAAUCAUACGAGGCAACCCAUGUUUGAUGUGAGUGAGCUAAUAUGGGAAUUGGGCCUGCCGCGGCGGGGCAACCUCUUCGAGGAGGAGUGCGUCGUCAUGCACUCCAUUCCCGAGGCAUGCGUUGUGAAGACGAUGGAGUGGGAUGAGAUAUGGCGGACGCACAAGAAGACGCUGAUGGAGAUUGGCAAGAGCCAGAAGAUGAAACCGAAAGGUGGACCUAGCCAGGAGUGGUUGGAGGAACGGCGGCGCCUAUAUGGGGUUAACUCCCGGAGGCUUCUGCCUUUUCAUGUGCCCGUCUGAGGGCACCCUCGAG